AUGUUUACAAAACAACCGGUAUCGCAGGCGUUAGCGUCGCUUACUUUAUUGGAUUCGAGUGACAUUAAUACACACAAAGAAGAAGCAAAGGGCAACGAAGCGUGCUUUUCUAGUUCAUCAUCGUCGUUGUCGUCAACUUCAUCGACCGCAACGGAGCUUCGUGACUUGCACGACGAUGCGCACACCGAUGUCGUUGCGAGGCUCGACCAAAGGCCGCUUUCGGAGAACGGCGACUGCGAGUCAGAUGCUGAUUCUAGUGCUGGCGUCGGGGAGUCUCGCGAAACACGGACGCUUCCGCGAACGCCGCACGAGGUUCUGUACUCGGAGCUGGACCCGCCAGUGGCUCCCGAUUCGAGCUUGAUACGCCCCGAUCACUCGCUCAAGUCCGUUGGGUCGAUUCUAGCGUUCAUCGACGGGCUGGUGGUCGUGCAGAGCGCACUGGAACUCGCGCCCCAAGUCAGGGCGAGUCUGGGCGAGGACUCACUAUUUUGUUUCGAGGAUCGCCAGCCGCUGGGUUUCGUGUUCGAGGUGUUCGGAUCGGUGCAACGCCCAAUGUAUAUCCUGCGCGUAGAUGCACGGGAUACAGCGCUGUGCAGUAAAAUACGGGUAGGAUGCGCGGUUUACUACGUGGAGGAACUUCUCAGGCCGCUUGAGCUUGAAAAGAAUGCGAAACGUGGCUGUGACGCAUGUGACGAAUUCGGUGAAGAGCUCCACAGCUCCGACCUGGAGUUCUCGGACGAUGACGAGGAAGCUCGGGCGCGGAGCCGGCGGCGACGCCAAGUCACCCAGACGCCGCUCCUCCGCAGCAGCGGCAGCAGCAGCCUCCAGGGACGGCAAUCCAGUCCAUUUCGGAACCGCGUCUGGUCGCAGCGCCAACGCGGACGUGCUGCAGCGUCAUCGGCGAUGACCAGCACUGCGCCUACAUCAUCUGGCGCUCGUGAUCCACGGUCGAUGCCGCGGCAGCGAGCAGCAGAAACGCAAGUCGAGUCUGCAGCGCUCCGAGGACAAGCCUCGCGACGUGGUCACGGACGGCACGCCGCGGUUCGCCAGGAACGUGCACUGCAGUUCCGUUGA
Molecule: messenger RNA, 1074 nt
Organism: Cyanidioschyzon merolae strain 10D
Lineage: Eukaryota; Rhodophyta; Bangiophyceae; Cyanidiales; Cyanidiaceae
Exons: 1
Coding region: 1-1074 (357 amino acids)
Biological process (GO): pseudouridine synthesis; ribosome biogenesis; box H/ACA snoRNP assembly
Cellular component (GO): sno(s)RNA-containing ribonucleoprotein complex
Molecular function (GO): RNA binding
Source: RefSeq, a predicted model, not a curated record